UGUGAGUUGAUGUACCUGACGUCUCUCACUAUUGAUUCCACUGAACCUUGAUGGAAACGAAGCCUCAUGUUGAUCAAGAUAUCGGAAGUCGUUCAUCCGUGACGUGUAUUAACUUUGGCGAAUUAAGACCAAGACCCAGGGUGAAGAAAUAACACUUAUCCUCACAGAUAUUGACGGGGAUGGAUUAUUGAUCCAUAUAAAAAAACCUCUGAAGAAGCUUCCGGCGGACCUCGUUGACCUGGCAACAGUGCGUCCACGGAGCCACUGUUGCCAUGACGACCCUGACGGAGUUCGCACCAUUAGCAGGUUCCUGUGAGACGGUGUUCAACUUCACAAGUGAACUUUGCCCGAAUGAAGAAAGGAAAACCAGACACAGACAUGGAAGCAGCUUGCAAAGCAGAGGAAUCAAGAGUGGAAGCUUUGAGCCUGUCCAGGGCAGCAGAGCUUCCAGAGAGCACCAACUGCCUCACAUGUUCAGAAGAUGGCAGGUACCUCGGUCUGGGUCACUCCCAGGGCUUGUCUGUGUGGUUUACAUCUUCUCUGACCUGUGCUGCAGACUGGCUGGAGGACAGACUGGAAAUUACAUCUAUUCAGAUGACCAGUAUGGCAGAGACGGCAUAUCUACUGGGCACUAUUGAUGAUAUGGGUGUUGCCAGAGUCUUUGCUUAUCACUGUGACACCAUCCACCUCCUCAGUGUUGUUAACAUCAUGGACGACAUCAACAAAAGAAGCGUUUGCUUGACCUUUGAACUGUCUCACGGGGGACAGUACGCAGCAGCAACAAUCAGUUGUAACGGUGCUGUUUGGCUCGAAGUCCAUCACUUCCCCUCCGAGACCUGGGUGAAGGAGUUAGAGAUGGUGGUAUCACAGACGCAGGAACCCAUUUCCUCAGGAGACCUGGGUGUAAAAUGGUCUCCGUUGUCAGUGGCAACUAAAAUCAAGCCACCCAAAAUAACAGCAGGGACAACACUGGAAGGUCCACAUGCGGUGCAGGUGACUGAUUUUUUGACGUACUUCUCGGAUUUGGAUGUAGAUACCAGGAGUCACCAGGAGAAGGAACAGUCUUUCGAUACGAAUGCAGAAAAAAGAAAACAAACAAAUGAAAGCACAGGAUACUGCACCCAGCACUUUCUUCUGCCUUGUGCGCAGUUUCCUGGUGACCGCACAGCGAGGUCUCAGCGAGCAGGGUUGCCUGUUGCUGUCUGUGUGUGGUGGAUGGGUGGUCGCAAUCUUCUUCAGUAUUUGCUAAAAAAGGCACCAAAGAACGAACCAGACGUUGAACCUAUGCCAGAUAUGUUGUGGCCAAAUGCAAAGAAAAUCCUCUGCUCUGCUGUGAGUAGAUGCACCCGCUACAUAGCUCUGGGACUCGACAAUGCUCUGGUGUCUGUCUGGGACAGGCAAUAUGGGUCUCAACUGUCUGUCGUUUCGAUGUCCGCACCAGACUGUGCCAUCUCCAGGAUCCACUUUGCGGAUCACUGGCAUGUGUCCACUGAUGAAGUCCGUCUCUUGCUGGUGUGUAAGAGUGGAGCAAUUCACAGAGUCACCACAGGACGAGGGACAAAGUGCUGCACAACGCUGCUCACUGAAAGGCCAAAAGACAGUGGGGGCCUCCCAACUACCAGCGCUUCAGUGCCGUUCCUGCAGAGCACGUUCCUUGUGGUGCAAAGAAAUGGAAAAAUGUUCCUCCAAGAUGUCGUCAACAAAACCACAGUGCGCUGCUUGAUUCCCCCUGAAACUCAUCUGAUUGCUACUCCCUGCAGUCCUGUUUAUGCUUUGAACACUAAACGGCAAACUCUGUUCAUACGAGGUGAUCAGGACUCCAGCUACAGCGCGACCCCUAAAGAAGACGAUGGCCAGAGUCAUCUUCUCGUCUUCCAUUUUGGAGAGUCUGAUAUUCUCAAGCAGUUUAUUGUUUCCCCUCCAGACUCUCCACAGCAAGAAGAAACACAGAGCUUUGUCUCUCUAGAACAAACCUGCAACCUCUACCUUCAGCAAAGGGCACUCUCUGUGGAUGAGAGGAACACAGCUCUUGCACAAACAUGGAAGCAACUACAAGAAACUGCAGCAGAGACACAGCAGAGCUGCAGCUAAAUGAAACACUGCAACACAUGGUACAGUUAUAGUCAAUAUAUAAAAAACAGAGGCAAUUUUAGGCAGUGAUUUUGAAUGUGUCUGAAACGAAAAAAAAUUAUCUGUAAAAAUGUCAAAUGUAUGUUGCUGGAAGCUACCUCUAAUCUGUCUUUUAAAAGGAUGACUCAUCCUUUGCCUUUGGGGUCCAUGAAUGUUUCAUAUUUCAUGUUUUAAUGUCAAAAGAAAAAACAAGCUUGGACAGGCUGCAGAGAUGUAACAUUUUUAGGUUUAGCUUGACUUUGGCCAGUCAGUAGCAAAGAGACACAUGUGUUCUUGUGCAUCUAAACAUUCACAUGCUACUUAUACAGCUUAUAGUUAAAUAAAUAGGACAUUUUGACCCUACUGAAAACAUAAAUAACAAUAUAUCACUCAAUGUACAAUGUAAUGCCUACCACCUUAGAGUCAUGGCCAGAAACUGUGCUUUUCAGGUUUAUGUGACCAUGAGAAAGAGUUGUGGGCAGUAUUGAUUGCAGAGACCUCUAUUUUUAUGUGUGACACACUGAGAUACACAAGAGCACAAUCAACUACUAAAUAUUGUCCAUAUUUUUGGGGUCACAGAGUAACAGCAAUCUGAAUACAAAAUUGAUUAAAUGUGGUGAGGUUUGCUCAAACCGUCAGAAGAUUCUAACCUGUCAUCAGCAUAUUGUUCAUCUCCAACCAAUCAGCAAUGCGCAACUGUGUCAUCAGUCCUCAUUGUCUCCCUCUUUGUGUUUAGAUUGGUGACCAAACAAUGAUGGGAAUAUUAAAUUGUCUGUGCUCUUUUUGAAAAGAUUUAUCUGCACUGUUGCAUCAUUUGUUUUACCUCUUCACUGGUCGUAUCAGAUUAUACGUUGGCAUCUCUCUGUUACUGAUUUUAAUACCAGCUUGAAACAUCAUUUGAAUUGCUAACAGCGUUACUGUCCACACAUCAAUGAGAGCAUAAUGACAGCACAGGUGCUCCAUUCAGACAGCUUGGUAUGUGCUGCUGUCAACAUCAGUUAUCAA
Hippoglossus stenolepis (Pacific halibut) is the source of this 3114-nucleotide messenger RNA. It is a transcript of the gene wdr93, whose product is annotated as WD repeat domain 93. Gene Ontology annotation, biological process: electron transport chain. The record is from RefSeq and is a predicted model, not a curated record. Gene Ontology annotation, molecular function: protein binding. The coding region runs from base 352 to 2091 and encodes 579 amino acids. Lineage: Eukaryota; Metazoa; Chordata; Actinopteri; Pleuronectiformes; Pleuronectidae. The transcript is spliced from 16 exons.